GGUAAAAUGGAGCAGCACGUGUGAGAAUGUUGACAAUGUUUUCAUUCUUGUGAUAGAUGUUGAACAAUGGGUUCGAAUAAAAAACAACUCAAGGAAAUUAGUAAACAAAAGAAGGGAAAAGGAAAAAGAUGGAAGAAGGGCCAGAGUAGCAGUAGUAACCCUGAAACUAAAACAUUUCGGGAGGCUGCCAAAAACAGAUUUUUCCAAACAUCGAAAGGAGAAAGUAGCCUUACUGUUGAUGCUUUGGCUAAACAUGAUGAAGAACAGGCAGAUAAGGAUGGAGAUGUGAGCCUGCGAGCCGAGUCAGAUAUUGUCAGUGCUGCUGGAAAGACGUUUAAUACCUGGGCAACAAACUGGACAGAAUGUACCAACACAACUUUUAGUCGCGUACAUAGGUACUGGGCAUCAAAUUCAGCUUUUCAUAAAGAGGUGUUAGCUGUGUUAGCAGCAGUUACAGAGGUGAUAAAAACCCAGGGAGGUUCCGAAUCAGAAACGGAAUACUUUGCUGCUCUGAUGACAGCACUAGAGACAACGGAGGGGGAAGAAUCAGUAUCAGCUGUGGCAUAUCUUCUCAGCUUAGUCAUGAAAAGAAUCCCUGCUCCAGUCUUGAAGAGUAGGUUUGCAGAAAUUUCCAAAGAAUUUCUAGAUGUUCUUGUAAAGUACAGUGAAGGACAAUCCCCUGCCCUCCUUAAAUCUUUGUUGCUGUGUCUUGCUUUGCUGCUCAGGGUUCAAGACCAAGCUACGUGGAGUAACUCAUCAACACAAAGAGUGUAUCAAGGUCUGCUGGCCUUCACUGUCAACAAAAAACCCAAGGUGAGAAAGGCUGCACAGCAAGGUGUGAAUAUUGUCCUGAGGGGGAGCAUCUUUAUGAACCCAGCAGAGACGGCCCCUCCCCAUCACCCCGCCAGCUCCAUGACGGCCAAAUUCUGUAUUCAGGUCAUUGAGCAAUGUGGAGGUUCUACAGAAUCUUCAGACACUCUGUACAUCCUAAGCUUAUUAAAAGACAUAAUGUGUACAUUCUCUCUCAGUAGUCUCAAAUCAGUGUGUGAGACCAUACUCAGAGUGAUGACACUCAGUAAUGUGAUGGUGACAUCUUGUGGAAUGAAGGCAUUAUAUGGCCUCUUUAAUGGAAAUCCAAGGGCUACAACUCUGAAUGCAGAACUGAAUGCACAAAUGAUAAAAGCUCUGUACGAGUACCAUCCUUCAAAUAAUGACGUGCAGCCAUUGAAGGCGUGGCUAGCAGUAAUGGAGGCAGCACACAAGAACCUGACAAGACUAGAUGAGAAGCUCUGUCUGGGUCAUCUGCCCCGUUUCUUCUCUGUGUGUAUGACGUGUCUUCUGUCAGAGAAAGCCGAGGUAGCCUCUAGUGCAACAAAAACAAUGAAGGAGCUGUUAAGGGCCUGUCUUGCCCCUGCUGUGGAGGGCACUAAACAAGUGACAUCAGCACCUUCUAGUACAAAUACACCACUCCACAAAAUUGUGAAGGCUCUUGAGACAGGACUAGGGUACCAGUUUCAUGCUGCCUGGGGACUAGUCAUGCAAGUCUUUGCUGUAAUGUUUGAGGUUGCUGGUAAGGAAUGUCCAGCACUUUUCAAAAAGAGCUUAUUAUCAAUAGCCAAUCUUAGAGACAGUCCCAGGUUUCCUUAUAAAGCCGAGUUAGACCAUGCUGUCGGUGCUGCUAUUAAGUAUCUAGGGCCUCGGCAGGUUUUAGAAGCUGUGCCUCUGAACAUUACUGGAGAUGAUGAUGACUAUAGUUUUCCACGGAGCUGGUUGCUACCCGUUAUCAGAGACAAUGUGUGCAAUACAGAGUUAGGGUUCUUUACAAUAUAUUUCCUUCCACUGGCUGCAAAACUCCGACAGAGAUCUCUGGAGGCGGAGUCUACUGGUAACCAGGUUGUCUGUAAAUCAUACGACGCUCUACAGCGACAGAUCUGGUCUUUGUUGCCAGGGUUCUGUACCCAGCCCACAGAUCUUGCUCAGUCAUUCAAGGGAAUCUGUAAAAUUCUUGGGUCUGCCAUCAGCGACCGCGAGGAUCUUAGAACUGAAGUCAUGUCUGGACUCCGGAAACUCAUAAACAAGAGCAAAGAAGAAGAAGAGAGUAAACAAGAGGUGGCCAGAUUUGCAAAGAAUUUUCUCCCCAUUCUGUUUAACCUGUUCACAACAGAGCCAGAAAAUGCCAAAGACACCACUAGACUGGCUGUCCUGGAAACCAUCAAAACCUACCUACAGAUAGCAGAUACUGCAUUGAUCAAUUCAUUCUGUGAUAAAUGUAAAGAGAAAAUCCAUGAAGAGGGCGUUUCACCAUUCAAAAGACAUGCCCUGAUGGAUCUCCUUCUUGUGAUGUUACCAGUGGUGGAUCAAACAAGGGUGGAAGCAAUUUUCAAACUGACUACUCCAUUCCUGUCUGACAUGGAUAAGACGUUACAGAAGAAAUGUUACCGAGUGUUAGAGGAGUUAUGUAGCAGUUCUUCAGAAGCCUGUCAGAUGUUUGUUACGGAGAAUCUGUCUACUAUACAGGGGGUCCUGCUAGAUUCCCUGUCUACAUCUAGUCCCUCUUCUAAAGCACCUCGGCUCCGUUGUUUAAUCAACAUCUUCAAAAUACUGAAGGAGGAGGAGAAAGAUUUCCUGUUGGCAGUUGUACCAGAGGCAAUUUUAUGUACCAAGGAGAUAGGAGAAAAGGCCCGAUCAGCAUCUUAUCAACUACUGGUAGAAAUGGGCCGUGCCAAGAUGAGAUGGAAUAAAAAUGAAAAUGAGGCACUAGAGGACUACUUCCAAAUGGUGAUGGCAGGACUUGGGGGUUCCCCACAGAUGGUCAGCUCUACCCUACUGGCCCUGACCAGGAUUCUCUAUGAGUUCAAAGCCUCCAUCAGCAUGCCAUUGUUAGAGACCAUUGUGGAACAGUUGUGUUUACUUCUGAAAUCAAAGACAAGGGAAGUGGUUAAGGCGGCUCUGGGCUUUAUGAAGGUUCUGUUAUCUGCCUACCCCGACACUGUGCUGGCUCCGCACUUAAAACAGAUUAUGUCCAGUCUUGUUUCUCAAAAGGAGGACUGCAAGCAUCAUUUUAGGUUCAAGGCUAAAGAAAUCUAUGCUAAACUCAUCAAGAAGUUUGGAUACGAGACAAUCUUUGGUAUGUCACCUCCGAGCAUUCACAAGGUUCUUGUAAACAUAAAGAAGACUCAGGAGAGGGCUAAGAAGAAGAAGAAGGAGAGAGACAGUGAUUCCGAAGAAGAGAGUGACCAGGAACACUUUAGAUCUCAACCUGAAAGUGUGGAUGAUCUUCUGAGGGAUACAGACUCUGAGGAGGAGACAGAAACAAAACCCAAACGGAAAACACGGGACAAAACUCAGGCUAAAUUGGCCUGGUUACAAGAGGGAGGGGAUAUUAUGGAUUUCCUCGACCCAACAGCCUCCAAAAAAGUCCUUGCUACAAAACCAGAAGAAAAGAAAGAUAUGAAGAAGAGAGAACCAGCAUUUAAGAUGGCUUCUGAUGGACGUCUGAUUAUAACAGAGUCCAGUGACGAGGAAGGUCCAGAGAAAAUGGGAGAAGAUGAAGAUGACCUUGAAGAUUUGUUGAAGGCCAUUGAGCAGGGAGCAGGAAAUGUCAAGAAAACAAAGAAGAGGAAAGUAGAAGAUCUAGGUUCAGAUGACGAGGCUUCAGCACCAAAAUAUAAAGCUGGAGGAGGGGGUAUACACAGACCUCUUGCAAAAGUCAAAAGGUCAGCUCCCCAGGAAGCUGGUAGUGAAUACAGAGCCAAGAAAGCGGGAGGAGACAUCAAGAAGACUGGAAGACCAGAUCCUUAUGCUUAUCUUCCUCUGAACUUUCAAGCUCUCAACAAGAGGAAAAAAGCGAAAAUGGCUGGUCGUUUUACAAACUUGGUGAAGGGAGCAAAGAAAGGUGCUAAAAAGGGAUAUAAAGGAAAGAAAAAGACUUGAUGAUUUAAUGAUUUUAAACAUACAGGACAAAGAAUGUUAAUUGUUUGACUGUUUCCUUGUUCACAAAAUGUAUUUAUAAAAUCCUUUUUUUGAAAUAAUUUUAUUAAUGACAUAUUUGUUAAUUAGCAAGUAUGACAAUAUUCAAAUAUAAAGUUUGUGGAUUU
Molecule: messenger RNA, 4097 nt
Organism: Saccostrea echinata
Lineage: Eukaryota; Metazoa; Mollusca; Bivalvia; Ostreida; Ostreidae
Product: RRP12-like protein
Exons: 33
Coding region: 67-3933 (1288 amino acids)
Source: RefSeq, a predicted model, not a curated record